Molecule: messenger RNA, 1201 nt
Organism: Scomber japonicus (chub mackerel)
Lineage: Eukaryota; Metazoa; Chordata; Actinopteri; Scombriformes; Scombridae
Exons: 4
Coding region: 62-1027 (321 amino acids)
Source: RefSeq, a predicted model, not a curated record
GGCUCAUCGUGUGUCAGACAUUGAGAAUCUGAGAGUGUAGACUGAAGGGAAAGUUGGAGUGAUGGGAGCAUCCUGGGUCUCUUGGAGAGCAACUAUAACUGUCAUCAUUACCAUACUACAAAUCCAAGCACUAUUCAGUGUCAAAACCACAGCUGUCACUGGAUUGGAGGGUCAAACAUUUUUCUUCAGAUGUGACUAUCCAAACAGCCAGCAGAGCAAUGCAAAGUAUUUCUGCCUUGAUGAUGAUAACAUGUCCAGCAGUCACCUGAUACGAACAGACAAACACAACGAGUGGGUGAAUAAAGGACGUUUCUCACUGUAUGACAACACCACUGAAGCCUUCUUCACUGUCAGAAUGGACAAACUCAUCCCAGAAGACAGCGGGAUGUACCGGUGUGGGGUGGACGACAGCAGCUCCCCGGAUCAUAUCAGUUACAUACACCUGGAUGUUUCCCAAGGUACAGUAUAUCAUGUCAUAGGAUCAUAUCAUCACAUCAUAUUAACUGUUAUAAACUAUGUGACCUUCAUUAAUGCACAUCAUAUUAAAAUGUGUAUCAUAAAAUCUUUUUUUCUGGUGGAUGGUUACUUUCACAAGCAUAACCUGGCGCUGUUUCUGACUGCAGUGAUGUGUGUGACAGCAUUGCUGUUUGUGUGUGUUUUUACACUCUGUCUGCUGCUGGUCGUUAAAUGCCGGAGAUCAGGCCCACGCCAGAAUAGAGAGACGUCAUCUGACUAUGAGACAAUGACGCCUGGUUUAAGAACUGAACCUGAACUUCGCUGUGGUUGUUCAGCUCCAGACUGUGCUGAUCUCUCAGGUUUAUCACCGCCACCAGACCUCUGCUCUCACUUCACAGUAAAGCAACGGGAGUCUACUGUCACUCUCAGCCUUGGUGAAUAUGUUGAUGUGGAUGCACCAGGGCACAUCUGCCAUUACCAACAUCUGGAUGUCAGCCAGUUAGAGGAGCAUGUCUAUCAUAGCCUUCAAGGAAACACUGGCCCCAAAGAUAGACCUGCGACAGUCAAGUAGCAUAUUAAGUGUUAAUAUGACUGUUUCAGCAUAAUUCCAUGUAUAUUACACUUUGGGAUGUGUUUUAGUUUUAGCCAUCAUUUCAUAAUUUUAUUGUCAAAUUUUGUUUUUGAUUUGCCAUAUUUCCACAUCUUGCCAAUUAACUUGGCAAGCAAAUUAUAUCGAUAGGAAUGA